CGGCUGUAGUGUGGACCGAGCGGAAGGAAGGAGGAGGGAGAUCAUACAUUAACUCCUGCUGGCUGCGGGGACUCUCCACUUGAUAGAAGCCAACACGGGGAUGGGAUGCUCUCAGAACAACACUCUCAGCUUUUGGGGCAGAGGCGACAAAUGACUCCCAAACGAAAAGCCACUUAAUUGCGCGUUUUAUUUGGCCACCCGGUGUUUUCCAGGGGAUUUUACGCACCGCAAAAAGAGUGGAGCAAACGCUGCAGAGAUGAGUGUUGCGUGGUUUUCCUUGCUCCUGAAGGAUCCCCUCUCCUGAUAAAGGGACCAAAGAGGACAAAACAAGGCUGUCCAUGAUAUUUUCCCAAAGAAGAUUGCAAAGGUGGAGCGAUUAGAGAAGGGCUGAUGACGGGACUAUUAAUCCUUUCAGUGCAUCAAAAGCACCAAAGGGUAUUAGAAACGCUUGGAUGGAAAUCGGGCGAGUGUUUAGAACUGUUUUUGGUUUUAUAUGAAACUGGUGAUUAGUUCAUCUGCAAGGAUUUUUGCUUUCCCAGUGAUACUGAGGAGUAAAUUUGCUUUUUGCCUUGUUGUUGUUGUUGUUGUUGUUGUUGUUUCGCCGGUAUGAGCGGUUUCCUGGUGUGAAUUUCCAGAAACUCUCGUCUCAAUCUUUUUUUCCUCUCCAAGUAUUCCUAAAUCUAAAUGGAAUUAGUUGAGUCUGAAGCCGUUUGUGAAAGGAACAGACAUGGUACAUGGGCACAGCUUCCAUCACGUUGUUGCAAGUCUUCUCAUACUUGGGUUGUCUGGGGCAACAAGGAAGGAUACAGCAGUGAAGAACAACUCCGGAGUGAAGCCUGCAGGUCAAUGUGGAACGUGGGUGAAAGAACCAGAAGGAGGUCUCUUCACUUCUCCCAAUUACCCAAACAAAUACCCCCCAAACACAGAGUGUGUUUACAUCCUUGAAGCACCCCCGAGGCAGUGUAUUGAUCUACACUUUGAGGAGAAUUAUUCAAUCGAGUCCUCUUGGGAAUGUAAAUUUGACAACAUCGAGGUCCGGGAUGGACCGUUUGGCUUCUCCCCAAUACUCGGACGGUACUGCGGUCAGCAAAGCCCGCCGGAUAUCAGGAGUAGUGGCCGAUAUCUGUGGAUAAAAUUUGUUACAGACGGCGAACUGGAAGGAGUGGGAUUUUCAGCAAGUUACAACUUCACUGCAGAUCCGGACUUUGCAGACUUGGGAGUCCCCCCACCUCUGCCCUCCUGUCAGUAUGACAUGGUUGGUCCAGAAGGUAUCGUUGAGUCCCAUCAGAUCACCAGAGACGGGAAGGCUGGCGCCGCCGAGGCCGUCGACUGUAAAUGGUACAUCCAUGCUCCGCCGCGCUCCAAGAUCUACCUGCGUUUUCUCGACUAUGAGAUGGCCAAUUCCAACGAAUGCAAGCGCAACUUUGUGGCGGUGUAUGAUGGCGGCAGUUCGGUGGAAGACCUGAAGAGCAAGUUCUGCUCCACGGUGGCCAACGACAUCAUGCUGGUUUCCACGCUGGGCGUCAUCCGCAUGUGGGCGGACGAGGCCAGCCGCAGGAGCCGCUUCCGCAUCCUCUUCACGACCUACCAAGAGCCUCCAUGCGAUGCAGAUGCCUUCUUCUGUCACAGUAACAUGUGUAUAAACAACUCGCUGGUGUGUAAUGGCAUGCAGAACUGUGUCUACCCCUGGGACGAGAACCAGUGCAAAGAGAAGAGGAAAGCCAACAUCCUGGACAACCUGAACAACACAAACGGGACCAUAAUCGGUGUCACCUGUUGCAUCGUCCUCAUCCUCCUCAUCGUCUCCGUCAUCGUCCAGAUCAAGCAGCCACGUAAAAAGUACAUCCUGCGGCGUGAGGACUUUGACCCCACCAUGUUCCAAGAGGUCUUUGAGCCGCCUCACUACGAGCUGUGUACUUUACGGAGCGCCACCACAGCCGCGGCGGCCUCAGCAGACUUAGUCGACCUGGCGGAAGACUUUGAGAACUACCACGCCCUACGCCGUGCCUCCUCACGCUGCGUCCACGAUCACCACUGUGGCUCCUCCUCCAACCCCGGCUCCGCCCACAUAUCCCAGCUGUCGCUCAGCGGACGAGGAAGCCGCGGGAACUUGAGCGCCCGAGACACAGCGGCCGCCGCUCUGCUCACAGACCUUCCGCAGCCGCCAAUGGCAGUGCGGCCCUUGUUGCCGUCCACCGGAAACCGCAGGAGCAUCUUGGUCAUGAAGCACAGCUACUCGCAAGAGGCAGCGGACAAUGGAUGCGACCUGGACGACGACCUGGAAGAGGUUCCCACCACCAGCCACCGGCUUUCACGCCACGAAAAGGCAGUACAGCGGUUCUGCCUCAUUGGCUCUUUGAGCAAACAUGAAUCAGAGUACAACACAACUAGGGUCUAAGAGACAAUCUCAAGACUUCUUGAGAAUAGUGCAAUCCUGGAUCAGUACGAACGGGCAUCACUGACAUAUGACAAAGCGGAGCGGAGAUUUACACCAGCAUGAUGCUGAUGAUGAUGAUGAUGAUGAAGGGACACUCUGACGAAAGGAUACUGAAUAUGUAUUCAUGUGCAGAGACGAACAUAAAGGACUAGACAAACAUACUCAAUGCUGCGACGCUGUGAACGGCGUCAGCUCUGUACGUACUGUAGUCAAUCCAGAAUUUUUUUUGUCUCGCUGGAAAGAAAUGGACCUGUAGAAUGAUCGUGAUUACUGAUUAUUCAUUAUUAAACUUUAAAUUUGGGAUGUUAGUCAGAAACAUAUCUGUCAUUGUCAUAGAUUCCUCGCUGAUAACAAAAUUAAUGUGAUCGAACAUCUUUAAGUUAAUUUUUAAGCAUGCAUUUUUCAAGUCGCAUACAUAUGAUUUUUUUUGUAGCAAAUUAUAGAUGCUUGCAGUUUGUCGAAUCUAGAAAGGUUUAUUUUAUUUGUGAAAAUUGGAAUUAAUUACUAACCUAACUAAAGUGAAUAUUGUUGGAAUAACCAGAAGCAGUUUAAUUUGGAUAACAAUUCGAGGCAGAGUGGUAUGGCUUGUGCAUGCUUCUUUUGUACCCAUCGAAACAUUAACAUACUAACAUUAAAAUAUGAAAAGCCCCCAUCUACUAAUACAUAAGUCAUCAGAAAUUAAAAGUAGUGCAAAAAAGCAUCUUCAGAAUUAGCAUUGCAUGCUGCUGCUUAGCCGAGUCAUUAGGUGAAGAGAACUGUGCAAAUGGAUGUCACCAUUUUCAUUUUAACACAAACUCCCUUUUAAAUAUGCUGACUAACUUUUUGACAGGCUUUUGUUUUCGACAACGAUUGUUUUGUUUUUUAGCAAACAUAUUUACUUCAAGUCUGUUUGUCUUCUAACUCUCUUCUACUGUAGGGGCUUAAUAUCUUUGUAUUAAAACAGACUUUUAUACCAGGGCAAAUUGAAAGGAUGACAGUUUUUACAGUUACUCAAAUUAUCUUUCAGGGCUGAUUUUACUGAUGCUUUGUAAAAUAAAUAACAAUAAAGCUUCACCUUUUUUUCUUUGUUUUAUUGCCUUUUGGUCAGCACUUCCUCUGUCCCGUCAGUGUGUCCUCCGACUGUCAGCGCACAUGUCUCAUGCAUUUUUAGAUGUUGGUUUGUUUGUUGUGGCUGAUUUGCUUUAGAGGAAGACCAGAUCCAAACCAAAGGGAUUUGUUUCACCGAGCAGGACAAUAAAACCAGUCCUAGACGGUUCAAAUAAUCACAGGUAUCUGACAGACAAGUUAAUUGACUUUUUGUGUUUGUCCUGAUGAGAUUAACCCCAUACGUACUGCAGAAGGGACGGAUCAGCCUCAUGUUCUGAUAACACUCACUGUUGGCAGGCUGCUCUUGUAGAAAAACAACCUGCAGGAUGAGGAGAGUGAGAAUAGUAGAUCAGCUGUGAGCACAAUGACAUAAACAAUUCACACAGACUCUCAUAGGGCUGGGCGAUAUGGAGAAAAUCAAAUAUCACAAUAUCAAUAUUGCGACGAUAUUUUUGGGUUGAGUAUCGAUGCUUUUAACAAUAGCCUAUUUACACAAUGGGAUUUCUGAUGAAUCAUCGCUAAUGUGGAUAUAAUGGCUAAUGACUCAUUGCAAAUUUAGAUACAUAAAUGGACGCAGACGGAGCCUUCUGUCCAUACUCUGCGUUCAUUUCGUCCAUAUUUGAGCGCGUUUUCGGAAAACUUAUAGAUAUGGACAAAGCUUAGCAGUGCUGCCGGAGAUCGUGGGGGCAGUGUAGCGUAGUUUAAGCAAGACCCAAGCAUAGGACACAGUGAAGACAUUGUAAACCCAAAGAUUCAGUAAUAUCGUGGAAAGAAUUCUCUGUCCACAUGGCGCGAUGAUUUUAAUGGUUUCAUACCACGGCUGUCGACAAUGCGGCCUCCGUUAAAAGUAGGGCUGUCCUAAAUACCAAGCUUCAGUAAAAAAAAAUAUUGAUGCUUCGAGGGGUGUGGGGGUGUUCAUGAGAGACAAAGACAUUUUGAAACAAUAGUUUUCAGUCAAUGUACUGAAAUUAACUUGACAGUUUGCGACUUUGUUAGCACGCAGGUCGCAGUAACAUUAGCUGUAAUAACAUAGACUAUAAAAAUAAUGAACGUAGCUACUGUGAUGUCACCCAAUGGUUUUGAAGCCUUGAAUUCAGCAUUAUGUCAUCGUUUUGUUUUUGUUUUUGGAGCCAGAGGUGAACAUAUUUGGGCGAGAGGGUGGAGCUGUGGAGGAGCAUCAGGUGUAUCUGACUGACAAACCGAGGACACUGUUCACAGAGAGAGACUGUCACUCACUUUAUGUAACUUUAAGCCUUAAUAAAAUGUAAACUGGUGAAUUGUAUAAAAAUUCAACCCUGUACAGUUGUCAUGAGCAGGACAAUUAGCUAUAAACAUGUUCAUUUCUGUUGUAAAGUUGGGCAUUUUUAACAUGGGAGUUCAUGGGAAUUGACUGGCUGGAGCCAGCCUCAAGUGGCCAUUCAAGGAACUGCAGUUUUUGGCACAUCCGUGUUGGCUUCAUUUUUAGAUCCUAAGGUUGCUGUUUGUAUAAUUCAUGUCCUGAUUUUGCCAAGUGGGUGUUGUCCUGAGAACAACCAGUUUGUAUGAUAGCCCUGGGACAACAACUGCCUCAGCCAAUUCGUGUUUGUGAUGUCAUCAAAGAGAGUCCUGAUGCCAGUGCCCUGCAAAAUACAUACAAAAUAGCUGAAAUCUUUACUUUAGUUUACA
This is a messenger RNA of Epinephelus moara (kelp grouper), 5188 nucleotides long. RefSeq names its product neuropilin (NRP) and tolloid (TLL)-like 1, like (gene neto1l). Gene Ontology annotation, molecular function: protein binding. Lineage: Eukaryota; Metazoa; Chordata; Actinopteri; Perciformes; Serranidae. The coding region runs from base 728 to 2398 and encodes 556 amino acids. The record is from RefSeq and is a predicted model, not a curated record. The transcript has 12 exons.